GUAGACCGUAUGAUUUUGUGUUUAUGAAUAAUAUUAUUCUACAUUGUCUAUGUUAUUGCCUGACUUUUCGCUCGUCACUGGACGAUUUUGUGUUGAAGAAAAAUUUCUGAUUAUUAAUUUAAUUAACAGUGUUUUUCGAAAUGUGUCUUAUAAAUUUUCUCGUUUUGCCCCCGCGAUCACUCAGUAACCCAAUUUUGACAUCGUACAUGAUAUAGGUCAUGUUUAUUUACGUGACUGUUGUGAUUCAUUAGAUUUGAGUUAAAAUUUAUGUGUUUUAUCGGUUACCCAGUUGAUUUAUCGAGAAAAUGGAUAAAGGCGUGACGUGUGAACAUCUCAAUAAACUUGUUAACGUGCUGGAACUGGAAUUAUGGCAAUCAAAAGAGAACCUAGCAUGUUUCGAUUGUGGAUGCCCGGGACCAAAUCUAUGGAUAUGUCUGCAACCUGACUGCCAUCAUAUUGGAUGCUCUGAAGUUAAAAAUGACCACAGCACAAUACACCAAAAGAAUUUACCAUUGCACUGUGUUCACAUGAACGUGUCUACGGAACGAAUAUGGUGCUACUUGUGCGAGAAAGAGGUUCACAUCAGAGCGGCUUUGACGCAGGCUAGGAUGAGUGCGGAUUCGACUACGAUAGAGGACAUGGCGGUUAGCACGCGGUUAGGCUCGGUUGGUAUCAGUGUGAAUGAUGAUGAGCUGGAGAUGGAAGACGCGGACUAUGAUGAUGAUCAGAGACCUAGAGGUCUGGUGGGGCUCCAGAACAUGGGCAACACGUGCUACAUGAACGCGGCGCUGCAGGCGCUGAGCAACACGCAGCCGCUCACCUCGUACUUCAUAGAGUGCGCGGCCGCCGUCGCCGUGCUCGCAGCCGACAAGAAGCCGGGCCUGAGCCGUGCAUACCAAAAAUUAAUCAAAGAGAUGUGGUGUCGGAAAACGAGAGGCUAUGUUAUACCCAAUGGUAUUCUCUACGGGAUACGGCAUGUACACCCGAUGUUCCGAGGCUACCAGCAACACGACACGCAAGAGUUCCUGCGCUGUUUCAUGGACCAGCUGCACGAAGAGUUAAAGGAGCCGGUAUGGGACAGCACGCCAGAAGAUAAGUUGGUUUCAGAAUCAGAAGGGGAACCACAAGAAAAUAGGACGCUGCAUAUAAGGCGGAGAGCCGUGUCUUCCGGAGCCAGUGACGCGCCAUACUUCGCGCGCAUGAGGCGGAAAUCACCCGCGUCGUACAACGAGCCCAGGCAUGAUGGAUACUUGAGAAUACGUCAGCAGUCCGAGAGCGCAGGGUCGCGGCACCGGCGCUCGGCGAGCUUUGCGGGCACGCACCAUUUCGCAUACAACGUGCACACGCAACAAGUCAAUGGUCCUACAAGAGACUGGGGCCAGCGCGAGGCCGGCUCCGAGUCGGAGCUGUCCGGCUCGAGCGAGGCCGAGGAACGUUACGAGACCUGCUCCAGCGGGCACAGCGAUGCGCCCGACUCGUUGCAACACACCAAGUCCAGUUCGGGCAGCGUGUGCGGUGGGGGCGGGGGCGGCGGUGCUGGUGGGGGCGGCGGGGACGGCGCGGCGCGCGGGCCGCGCUACCGCAGCAUCGUGUCCGACGUGUUCGACGGCAAGCUGCUGUCCUCCGUGCAGUGUCUCAUAUGUAAUAGGGUGUCAACGCGGGUGGAAACCUUCCAAGACCUAUCGCUGCCGAUACCUUCGAGAGAGCACUUGGCCGUGCUUAGGUGCCAGCAGCCGAUACUUAACCAUCCGCAUGUAUCGCAGGAGAGUUGGCUAUGGUGGCUGGUCAGCUGGUUGAGGUCCUGGUUCUACGGGCCGGUGGUGUCGCUCCAAGACUGUCUCGCUGCCUUCUUUAGCGCGGACGAACUGAAGGGCGAUAAUAUGUAUAGUUGUUCCCGUUGCAACAAGUUGCGCAACGGCAUCAAGAUGUCCGGCGUGAUCAAGCUGCCGGAAGUGCUGUGCGUGCACCUCAAGCGCUUCCGGCACGAGCUGAUGUUCAGCGCCAAGGUCGCCGCGCGGGUCUCGUUCCCUAUCAACGACUUGAACAUGGCGCCGUAUACGCAUAAAGAAUGCACGUCGAAAAUAAGCCGCUACUCCCUGUGCGCGGUCAUAUGCCACGCCGGCACGGCCGGCGGCGGACACUACACGUGCAUCGCCCGCGCGAACAACAACAACAGCAACAGCACGAGCAACCACAACAACAACAACAACAACACAACCAACGCAACAACCAGCAGCGAGGACAGCUGGUACUCGUUCGACGACGCCGCGAUAUCGCCGGUGCCGGUGCAGCACCUGGCCACGUGCGAGGCGUACGUGCUGUUCUACAGGAAGGUAAACCCCCAAAUGGCGCUACUACGUCAGAAGGCGGCCGAGAUAUUGGAAUCGUCGCGGAAUGAACCCAACGAUAUUAAAUUUUAUAUAUCCAGACAAUGGAUUAAUAAGUUCAACACGUGGGCAGAGCCCGGGCCGAUAGACAACAGCGACUUCGUGUGCGCGCACGGCGGCGUGCGGGCCGAGCGCGCGCCGCACCUGCCCGCGCUCGCCGCGCGCCUGCCGCAGCCGCUCUGGGAGUUCCUGCACGCCAAUUUCGGCGGCGGGCCGGCGGUGUCGCACGCGCACGAGUGCGGCGCGUGCGCGCGCGCACAGCACCGCCUGCGCGCGCGCCGCGAGACCGAGCUCGCCGCGUUCGCUGAGCUGCACGCCAACUUCCAGGAGCAGGAGCAGCCGCAGUCAAUAUACGCGAUCAGCAUGGCGUGGUUCCGCCAGUGGCAGGCCUUCGUGCGCAACAAGGCGCGCCGCCCGCCGCCGCCCGUCGACAACGCGCCCAUACUGCACCAGCAGGAAAUCGACGGCACGAUAAAGUACACCCUCAAACCGGGCUCCGACCACGCGCAGCUCAGCGAGGAGCUGUGGCGGUUCUUCAUCGACAUCUACGGCGGCGGCCCGGAGGUGCGGCUCAAGUCGCCCCUCGAGCCCCCCCCACCCCUCGCCGCCGACGAACGCGCUAGAACACUAUCCAGGAAAUACUCAGAGUCCGACAGGGAGGAGUACUGCACCAAAUCAAAUUCGGAAGUGAACAUACGCGACACGCUGCACGGCGAACUGCAAAAGAAUCAAUCGCUGCAGAACAUCAACAGGCGGUACAGAGUGCGCACGGAUUCGGACGACGAAGCGAGCUACCGGCACGCGUUCCUGUACAAGCGCCACGAGCCCAACGGCAACUACGACUCGGACGAGGAUAUGGCGCUCCGCACGAUACGACUGCAGAACGGCGUGGACAGCUCCGACCACGACGCGCACGAUAUCGUGUGUAAAACGGACUCCGAGCUGCCGGCUAGUAAGAAGAGAGCGGGCAAAGUGAGGAAAAACAAACGGCGGACUGUUAAAUGAUUCCUUGUUGCGCUGCAAUUCGUGCAUAGACUGAGGAAGAGUGCGGACAUUCCUUCUAGUGGUUAACGGUGCAUUUAUCGUGUGUUAAAAAUUAAGUGCGGCUGGUGGAUGCUUGUUUUGGUGUCUGAUGUGUUUGUGUGGACUGUUCUGGUGGUGUUCAAGACGAAAGUGGAAAUCUAUUGUAUGUAGGUAGGUUGUGUGGGGCGGGCUGUGAAGAGAUAUGUUCACAAAAUAUAAUUUUCUACUCGCAUUAUUUCGAUCAAGAUUUCAGAAAGUAGCUUGGAGGUGAUUCUAACAACUUUUUGUAGCAUAUAUAUAUACAUAAUAUAAUAAUGGUCUCAAUUUAUUAACAGAAUGGCAUUGAAAUAUCUUAUUUGAGAUAAAAUAAAACAAAUUAUCUUGCAUAGCAACUGGUCCUGUAAACCAAGAGUAGCAGCUGUUCUUUCUGUAUUAUAACUGUCCUUUUUAUUUCUUAAUUCAUUGUAUACUUUUCAUAUUCUGUAAGAUGUAUGACAGGUUCUGUGCACUAUUUUCUUAUUGUUAGAUUCUGCAUUUGUUUUUAUGGUCUUGUUGCCAAGUGCCCCUUCUAGAAAUUUAUAUUAUGUAUUCCAAUAUAUACUUUCUAUAAUUCCAUUUAUUUUGUUAAUAUUUAAACAUAUUUAUACUAUGUAUAAUAAUUUACAAAUUUUAU
Zerene cesonia (dogface butterfly) is the source of this 4083-nucleotide messenger RNA. It is a transcript of the gene Usp20-33, whose product is annotated as ubiquitin carboxyl-terminal hydrolase 20. Gene Ontology annotation, molecular function: cysteine-type deubiquitinase activity; zinc ion binding. Gene Ontology annotation, biological process: protein deubiquitination. The record is from RefSeq and is a predicted model, not a curated record. Lineage: Eukaryota; Metazoa; Arthropoda; Insecta; Lepidoptera; Pieridae. Bases 306 to 3392 code for a protein of 1028 amino acids. The transcript is spliced from 22 exons.